Molecule: messenger RNA, 2312 nt
Organism: Rana temporaria (common frog)
Lineage: Eukaryota; Metazoa; Chordata; Amphibia; Anura; Ranidae
Product: solute carrier family 2, facilitated glucose transporter member 9-like
Exons: 12
Coding region: 548-2101 (517 amino acids)
Biological process (GO): monosaccharide transmembrane transport
Cellular component (GO): membrane
Molecular function (GO): hexose transmembrane transporter activity
Source: RefSeq, a predicted model, not a curated record
CCCAGAAUCCUUUGUGCUGCCCUCACACAGUUAUGUGAAAAGGAGCUCACCUAAAACACUCAGCAUAAUGGAAGCCUUAUAAUCACAAACCUGACCUGUAGGCCUAGGUGCCCGAUAAACAUUUAGAUUUGGCUGCAGAUGCUCCUGGAAACAUUUAUUUUUUAACUUACGCAAACAAGUAUAUAACUUAAAAAGAAAAUGGUGUGCUGUGACAUCGUAUCAGAACAUCUUCAGCCAAACAUGUGAUUCCCCCACCCCCGUUACACACCGCUGGUACAUUUUUUUUGGCAAUCCCAGUUUGACAAAUUGAUUACAAUUUCCUUCUUAAAAAGCCAGAUCAUGUGAGACUGUCCUUUUCUCUGCAGCUCUCCCACCAGAUAAGACUGCUUACUAAACUGGACUUAUUUCUCAAUGGACACAGACCUCAUGUAGCCUGCACUCAGAGGAACCCAUUUCCAUUUUACUUGUUUCUUUUUUCUGUUUUGGAACUGUUCAUUUUUGUUUCUUUAUAAAUCUACAAAUAAUCCUCACAAGGUCUGCAUUAUAGAUGGAUAAUAAUAAGAAGACAGCCUUCCCGGCAAAGCAUAUAACUGGGAACUUAACAUUUCCUUUGUUGGCCGUGUCCCUGCUCUCCUCUUUUGGGUCUUCUAUGUUGUAUGGCUACAACCUAGCGGUGGUAAAUUCUCCCUCUGAGCAUAUUAAAGCAUUUUACAACAGUACCUGGAACCAGCGAUAUGGAGAGUUUCUCGAGCCAAGUUCAUUAACCAUUUUCUAUUCCUUGACGGUGUCGGUGUUUGCGAUUGGUGGAAUGUUGGGCUCUCUGUUUGUUGGAAUUCUGGUAUCCAGAUUUGGAAGGAAAGGAACAGUGAUAAAGAGCUCCCCAUUGGUCUUCAUAGCCGGUGCUUUGAUGGGUUUUAGCCGGAUUUUAGGGUCCCCAGAGAUGGUGAUCAUUGGACGGUUUAUCACCGGCAUUCACUCAGGCAUUUCUCUCAGUGUGGUUCCUAUGUACUUGGGAGAAAUUGCCCCAAAGAAUCUUCGUGGAUUUCUGGGUCUGAUGCCAAGUAUUUUUAUCUGUUUGGGAGUGUUUUCUGCGCAGGUUCUUGGCCUACCAGAGCUACUGGGUCAGGAUGCCAGCUGGCCCUUGUUCCUUUCCUUGGUGGUGAUACCCACUUUCGUGCAGAUUUUGAUGUUGCCUUUUUUCCCAGAAAGUCCUCGCUACCUUCUCAUCGACAAGGGCAAUGUGCACGCUACAAUAGAUGCUCUUAGGUGUUUUCGUGGAGAAUAUGAUGUUCAAGACGUUAUUGAGGAGAUGCAGGAGGAGCAGCACUCUUUGUCCUCUGUAGAGGUGGUCUCCGUUUUCCAGCUACUGAUGGACCGGACUUUGUUCUGGCAGACUCUGUCCGUCAUCGUGCUCAAUAUGGGUAUGCAGCUGUCUGGAAUAGAUGCUAUCUGGUUCUACACCAACUCUAUAUUUGAGAAUGCUGGCGUUCCUUUAGCUGAGAUCCCAUACACAACAGUGGGGACUGGGGCUAUAGAGAUAAUUGCUGGGAUGAUUGGGUGUUUUACAGUGGAGAAGCUGGGCAGACGACCUCUUAUAAUUGGUGGAUUUAGUUUCAUGGGAUUUUGUUGUGCUGGUAUAACUUUGGCUCUAGUAUUUCAGGCAAGAAUCGCUUGGAUGCGGUAUGUUAGUGUGGUUUGUGUGAUUGGAAUCAUAGCGGGUUUCUGCAUAGGUCCCGCUGGACUACCUUUUAUAAUGACAGGAGAGCUCUUCACGCAAUCGCAUCGUCCAGCAGCAUACAUUGUAGGAGGAACUUUGAACUGGUUGUCCAACUUCACAGUUGGUUUUGUGUUCCCCUUCCUUCAGAUGUCAGCUGGAGCCUUCUGCUACCUGGUAUUUUGUGGGGUCUGUCUCUUCGUAGCAGUUUAUGUUUAUUUUGUGAUCCCAGAAACCAGGAAUAAAACCUUUAUGGAAAUUGGUGAAAUGUUCUCCUCUGCAAAAUCCCUAUCUACACCAGUUGUAGCUGUAGACAACGUGAAACUGAAGAAGAUGAAUGGGUAUGGAACAUUAGAAAGCAGUUCUCUGGAAUUUUCAUUACCCUGAAAGAGACUGAACUAUAGACUUGAUUGGAAGAUAUAUAGUCAAACCAAGCGUGGUCUCUACAGGAUGAGAAAAAGUUGGAAAUAUCAGUGUUCUUCAUGAAUUGACAAAUGUCCAUCUUGGGCUCCUAAUAAGAAUAUUUUGUAUAUAAAUACCUAAUACCUUGAAAUGUUGCUAAAAAUAAAUCGUGUUGCCCACAACAUUUAUAACAUUU